Molecule: messenger RNA, 1569 nt
Organism: Mytilus trossulus (common blue mussel)
Lineage: Eukaryota; Metazoa; Mollusca; Bivalvia; Mytilida; Mytilidae
Product: zinc finger protein 235-like
Exons: 1
Coding region: 164-1105 (313 amino acids)
Biological process (GO): regulation of transcription by RNA polymerase II
Cellular component (GO): nucleus
Molecular function (GO): RNA polymerase II cis-regulatory region sequence-specific DNA binding; DNA-binding transcription factor activity, RNA polymerase II-specific
Source: RefSeq, a predicted model, not a curated record
UUGUAAUUAUUACAUAGUUUACCUACCAUCUUUUAAUAAAUUGGUAUUUGUAUGUUGUAGAUAAAAAACACAUCUGUGAACAGACUGUAACACUUAGUUAUGUCCAGCAAAGAGGCUACUGCAGACAAAGAGUUUCACCGAAAAAGUUCUUGUCUACGUCAAAAUGAAAAAUCUUACUGGUAAACAACCUUACAAAUGUGAUGAAUGUUGUAAAGAAUUUAGUAGCAAAGGCAAUUAUAAUAUACACAAGAAAAUCCAUACUGGUGAAAAACCUUACAAAUGUGAUAUUUGUGGAAAAGGAUUUGUCCAAAACAGUAACUGUAAAGUUCAUUUGAGAAAACAUACUGGCGAAACACCUUACAAAUGUGAUAAAUGUGGAAAAGUAUUUGGUCAUAAAGGCAAUUAUAAUAUACACAAGAAUGUCCAUACAGGUGGAAAACCUUACAAAUGUGAUAUUUGUGGAAAGGAAUUUUGCCAAAAAAAUAUUUAUCAAAUUCACAUGAGAACACAUACUAGCGAAAAACCUUACAAAUGUGAUGUAUGUGAUAAGGAAUUUGGUCAGAAAGGCAACUAUAAUGAACACAUGAGAAUUCAUACUGGGGAAAAACAUUUUAAAUGUGUUUUUUGUGAUCAAGAGUUUCACCGAGAAAGCGCCUGUCAAAUUCACAUGAGAAAGCAUACUGGUGAACAACCUUACAGAUGUGAUGUUUGUGGAAAACAGUUUCGCAGAAAAAGGAAUUGUCUAACUCACAUGAGAACACAUACUGGCGAAAAACCUUACAAAUGUGAUAUUUGUGAAAAAAAGUUUGGCAAAAAAAAUAGUUGUCUAAUUCACAUGAGAACACAUACUGGUGAAAAACCUUACAAAUGUGAUGAAUGUGGUAAAGAAUUUAGUGCCAAGAGCAACUAUAAUGUACACAUGAAAAAACAUACUGGCGAAAAACCUUACGCAUGUUAUAUUUGUGGAAAAGAAUUUGGCCAAAGCAGUUCUUGUCGUACACACAUGAUAACACAUACUGGCGAAAAACCUUACAGAUGUGAUGUAUGUGGUAAAGCAUUUGGUCACAAAAGCAAUCGUAAUAAACACAUGAAAUUUAUAAUUUAGGGCCCUGUUAUAGCUUGCUUUCAUGCAGUUUAUGUGUUUUUCUCAUUGUUUAAGGCAUACGCUGACCUAAACUUGAUUAAUUCAACAUAUUUUGUGUGUCUAAAAGAAAGUUGUCUCAUUGUCAAUGUUUAUGGGAUAAGUGGUUACCGUCACUUCUUCUUAAUAAGACCUAGAUAUAAAUGACGGUCAUGUUUUGCAAACCAAAUUUUAUUCACAUUGAAAAUACAAAACUGUCAGAUAUUGAUUUCGAAAGUUAUCUUGAAGUUUCAAUUGAAUUUAAACUGUACAAAAAAUGAAUUUGAACUGUAAAAAUAAUGUGAAAAACAUGCCUAUGAAAAUAAAUGUGCCUACCAGAAACGGGGAGAAAGUUACAAAUCUCACUGCUAUGUUAUGGAUGCUUAAGUGUGAAAACUCGCUUUAGUGCGCAAGUAACACAGUAUAUAUAGUACCAGAAAAUCUGGCAG